AUGCUUGGGGCAGGGGGACCCGGCCCGGCCAUGAGCACCCACCUAGCCACGCCGCAGUAUGUGCUCUACCCCGGCGCGCCCACGUACGGGGACUACUACUGGUUCUCCGCAGGCAGCAUGGACAGCGUGCCCACCGAGGAGGCUCCGGCGCCGGACGCGCUCCCGCUGCCCGCCGCCAAGACGCCCAGUCCCUCAGUUGACUCUCCAGCUUCCUCCAGCUCUGGGACACUCACGCAGUACCACACCCCCGACUCCGCCACCAGCCCCACCGCAGCGGGGAGCCCGUCUCCCCACUCCUCUCUGCAGAAGGUCAAGGUGCAAGGCAAGGGUGUGGUAAAGACGGGCAAGAGCCGCACAGCCUUCUCGCAGGAGCAGCUGAAAGCCCUGCACCAGCGCUUCCAGAGCCAGAAGUACCUCAGCCCCCAGCAGAUCCGGGAGCUGGCUGCUGCCCUUGAGCUCACCUACAAGCAGGUGAAAACAUGGUUUCAGAAUCAACGGAUGAAAUUUAAGCGUUGCCAAAAGGAGAGCCAGUGGAUGGAUAAAGGGAUGUAUUUACCACAGAAUGGGGUUCAUCAGGCUGCAUACCUGGACAUAGCACCCACGUUCCACCAGGUCUUCCCUGCCGGUUCCAACACGAACUUUCAGGCUGUGCCCAACGUGCACCAGGCUUACAGCAGCGGACAGACUUACGGGAAUGGGCAGAACCUGUACUCGUUCCCCUCUGUGGAGGAUGAGGGGCUCUUUGGAAAAGGUGGGACAAGCUGCAAUACCCAGCAAACCAUGGGUUUAUUAAGCCAGCAAAUUAACUUUUAUCACAGCUACUUUGACAAUAUAGAUUAUGUCAGCGUGGAUGUUGAAGAUGCCUUCAACUUCCAGAACACCUCUGACACUGUCACAUCAUUUUCGAGCUCUCCUAUACAGAAUCAAUGCCAGUUACCUUGGCAGCCUAUGGGGACCCAGAGUGGGUAUACCGAGUCUCAGAUUUGA
Molecule: messenger RNA, 987 nt
Organism: Onychostruthus taczanowskii (white-rumped snowfinch)
Lineage: Eukaryota; Metazoa; Chordata; Aves; Passeriformes; Passeridae
Product: homeobox protein NANOG-like
Exons: 4
Coding region: 1-987 (328 amino acids)
Biological process (GO): regulation of transcription by RNA polymerase II
Molecular function (GO): RNA polymerase II cis-regulatory region sequence-specific DNA binding; DNA-binding transcription factor activity, RNA polymerase II-specific
Source: RefSeq, a predicted model, not a curated record